AUGGCAGGUGAAAAGAGGGGUAAGAAAACAAAGAAGGCUAAAGAGACAGCGGUUCCCCGGAGACCACCAGAAAACCUUGCGAUUAGAGAUAGAAGCCCGUCGCCAUGUCUCCUACCACGCGGCGCUCCAUUGCCUCAUGAUCCCCUCAUGAAUGGCAUUGCAUAUAGUCUUCCACCUCCGUACAACUUUGGUCGGCCCUAUAUGGAUCCACGCCAGGGCUUUACUGAGGUGCCUCCCCAGAGCCCCUCGAUGAUGUCCACACUAGGUUAUGCUACCCCACAGGGCUUCACUCGGUAUACUUCCGGGUCUCAGCGGGCUUCGUCUAGUGGUAGUCCUAUGGCCACUCCCAGUCCGACUGCAUCACAUCACUCUUCAUCAUCUACGGAACAGUACGAGAUUACAGGUCCUGACCUUCGAGCAAGUAGUUCUGUGCCUGACACUCCUGCUGCGAAUGACUUACCUGGAGGUGUAAGUGCUCCACAGCUUGAAUCUUAUGACUCAUCGUCGAGCCUUUGGUUACCGGACAAAGCUUCAUCUCUCCUUACAGAAGACAUACAAAAACUAUUUAAAGACUCACCUACUUGGGGCCAGAUGUCACCAAAUCGCCAGAGACAAAUCUAUUUUACCUUUAAGGACAAAUGUGUCUGGCGCCCGGAACAUGAGACGCAGAUGGCUCAAAACUUCAAGAAGAAAGCUCAGUGCUUACUAUGUGACAUGUUAGGAAGGGUUCGUCAAUCUAACAAGAAGCCUGGGUGGAUCCUUCCUGAAAACUAUAACAAGCUACUUCAUUACUGGGCAACUAAUGAAAGAUUCUUACAACUGAGUGACAUAGGGAAGAAGGCUAGAAAUUCGACGAAGGGUGGCUCCCUACACACUAGUGGGGCUAUGAGUCAAGAGGCCGUGAGGAGGAAGCUGGAACUAAAACGGGGGACGCCAGUGCCUCAAGAUGAGGCGUUCAAGAUCACUCACGUGAAGAAGAAGGCAAACGCUAAUGAUCCAGAUGAUUGGUGUGACGAACGGGCUAAGCAGACCUACGGAAAGGUGGAUUUCAACGAGAAUGAAUGCAAGCAUAGGAUAGAUGAGUCAAACUAUGCUAAGAAGAAAAUACCUUUUUCUGAUCAAGAACAUGCAGGAUAUGGAGGUGAAAAUAGUGGCAGCUCUUAA
Molecule: messenger RNA, 1164 nt
Organism: Lycium barbarum (goji berry)
Lineage: Eukaryota; Viridiplantae; Streptophyta; Magnoliopsida; Solanales; Solanaceae
Exons: 6
Coding region: 1-1164 (387 amino acids)
Source: RefSeq, a predicted model, not a curated record